Messenger RNA from Babjeviella inositovora NRRL Y-12698, 1740 nucleotides. It is a transcript of the gene ALG9, whose product is annotated as dolichyl-P-Man:Man(6)GlcNAc(2)-PP-dolichol alpha-1,2-mannosyltransferase. The annotation marks the transcript as partial. Gene Ontology annotation, cellular component: endoplasmic reticulum membrane. Gene Ontology annotation, biological process: protein N-linked glycosylation. Lineage: Eukaryota; Fungi; Ascomycota; Pichiomycetes; Serinales. The transcript is spliced from 2 exons. Gene Ontology annotation, molecular function: alpha-1,2-mannosyltransferase activity. The record is from RefSeq and is a predicted model, not a curated record.
GUGUGGAUGCGUUUUUACAGCGCCAACAACAUGAUCAUCCCUGACUGCGACGAGGUGUUCAACUACUACGAGCCGCUCAACCUCCUCGUGCGCGGGUUCGGGAAGAUCACAUGGGAGUACCUGCCGCUCUAUGCCAUCAGGUCUUGGUCCUUUUUGGUGCCAUUCACCCUCCCGGUGGCGCUUUCCCGGGUGUUUAAGAUCAACGGUUUCUACGCCGUGAGAUACGCUCUAGCUGCCGCCAGUGUGCUCGCGGAGCUCUCGCUCUUCAAGACCUUAAACGAAAGGAUCAGCGUCAAAAUGAGCUACUGGUUCCUUCUCUUCCAGAUCAUUUCUCCUGGGAUGUCGCACGCCGCAAUCUCGCUUCUUCCGUCAUCGAUUGCGAUGGUUUUGGUUAUCUGCACGACCAACACGGUUGUCCAGUUUAUCCAGUUACCGCCGCUGGCCACUGGUCACACGCAGCGGACAAAGGUGAAUGUUGGGGUGCGUGCCAUUGUCGGCUUUGCUGCUGCUGGCUUGUACGGCUGGCCGUUUGCGCUUGCGCUUGCGGUCCCCUUCCUUGUAUACGUGCUUCUGAUCACAUGGUUCAGCUGGACGUUCAUGUGGCGCCUCGUUGCACGCAGUUCCAUCGCCGUUGCCGCGAUGUGUGCGGCCAUCAUAGGGACCGAUCAGUUCUUCUACAACUUUGACCUCCCAACCUGGAGAUCUAUCGAGUUCGUUCCACUCAACAUCGUCUUGUACAAUGUAGUCAAUUCUUCCGAAACGUCUGGGCCAAAUAUUUUCGGGGUGGAGCCGCUCUCCUACUACCUCCUCAACCUUCUUCUCAACUUCAACGGCAUGUUGCUCCUCGCGGUGUUGGGUGUCGUUAUGAACCUCACCUCUUUCGCAUUGUUCCGCUUCUCCAAGCGCCAGACCAACUUGUUGAACUUGACCACCUCCGUGCCGAUUCUCAUUUGGUGCGCGUGUUUCUUCGCCCAGCCCCACAAGGAGGAGCGCUUCUUGUACCCGAUCUACCCGUUACUCAACCUCUCCGCAGCCUUGGCGACAAAGUACUUGUUUAUCGGUGCUAACCGAUUCAUUCUUGACACGGUGGGGAUUAGAUCCCACGCAAUUGUGAAGCGGACCAUCAACUAUCUCUCUGUGGUUGUGGUUGUAGGGGUAUUGGGGACCGUUUCGCUUCUCCGCAUCCGCAACUUGGUGGAAAACUACGCCGCGCCGUUACGUGUGUACGCACACGUUCCGCCGUCCGAGAAUCCGGUAAAUAUCUGUGUGGGCAGAGAAUGGUACCAUUACCCAUCGUCCUUCUUUUUGCCUCAAAACGCCAGACUCCGCUUUGUGCAGUCGGGCUUUAACGGGCUCUUGCCAGGCGACUUCCAGGAGGUUGACCCAGCAUUGGCAUUUACGCCGUACGUCGCUGCCUUGGCAGGCUCUAUCUCCUCUGUCCCUCCCAAUAUGAACAACGAGAACAGGUUUGAUGCCUCCAAGGUGGUGGACUUCUCCCAGUGUGACUACUACGUCGACAUCUCGCAGCCGACGGGUCCUAAGGAGGCUCAGGUGGUGUAUGAAAAGCAGGGGUUACAGGUAGCUCUGGGCUGGGAGGUGGUCCACUGCGAGAAGUUCAUCGAUGCCGACGCCAGCUCCGGGUUGGGAAAGCUCUUGUACGUUCCGGUCCGGUGGCGACAGUUGUUUCCGUAUGAUGUGGUCUACUAUGACUACUGCUUGACGAAGAGAAGCGAAAAUGUG